Molecule: messenger RNA, 801 nt
Organism: Colletotrichum higginsianum IMI 349063
Lineage: Eukaryota; Fungi; Ascomycota; Sordariomycetes; Glomerellales; Glomerellaceae
Product: Fungal specific transcription factor
Exons: 1
Coding region: 1-801 (266 amino acids)
Biological process (GO): regulation of DNA-templated transcription
Molecular function (GO): zinc ion binding; DNA-binding transcription factor activity, RNA polymerase II-specific
Source: RefSeq, a predicted model, not a curated record
AUGGAUUCGGUCCCGCCCGUUGCCUAUAGCACCGAUACUAAGACGAGGAGGCUGAGGAACUCCUGUGACCUCUGUACCCGGUCAAAGUUGAAGUGCGACCAGAUGAAGCCAUCGUGCAACCGCUGCGUACGACGCGGCCAAGGGUGUGUUUACAGCCAAGUCCGAAAAGCCGGGAGGCCGCCCAAGACUCCGAACAAACUUCAGGGUGCAGAGUGGAAAAUCCGACUAGACAAAGGCGGGAAAAACCUCUCGUUCUAUACUUCCAGCCCACGCGAUUCAACUCCUGGCAGCACCACUUGGCCUAUCCACGCAACCGCAUCCGUUUCGUCCGACAGCCGAACGCCAUCCCCUUCAACAGGCGAAAGGAUGGAAGAGAGGAUGGUGGGGUAUUUCGACAACUGUUCGUGGGACUCGGACACCCUCUUGAACUCUCUCCUGGACGCAGAGAACGGCUGGUCGCCAACGUACGACGCAACCGCCCUCGAUUUCCACGACGGGAGGGAUCACGGAAUCGACAGUUUCCACCAUGUCAACACCAACUUCCCGUCGCAUCCCGAUCUACAGCAUUCGCUGCUGAACCAAGACAUUCGGGCUUGGAUAGGCCACCCACACGUUCAAUCGAUGAACACCUGCUUUCCGGAUUCGCUACAAGAGCCGCUAAUGUCCUACCCGACGAUGAUGCCGGGAAAAGAACAUCUCGGAGCUUACGAGUCUGGUUUGACAGGCCAUUUCGAGCCGUUUGGAAGCGGAAAAUGCAACAUGGAUUCGGAAAGGACACCCAGGAGUUAUCAUGGUUUAUGA